Messenger RNA from Phaedon cochleariae (mustard beetle), 1725 nucleotides. NCBI's taxonomy places the organism in Eukaryota, Metazoa, Arthropoda, Insecta, Coleoptera, Chrysomelidae. The record is from the annotation of a GenBank genome assembly.
GCCGUUUUAGGAAAAUUUCGUCUGAAGAAAACACGAAAAUAUGAGAAAAUUGCGCGAACUACCAGUUACACGGAAUCAUCAAUAAAGAAAAUGUGACUUUCCCUAGCAGCUAUGGAAAAGAAAAUAGCUCCACCCCAGCACUAGUUUCCAUUAGAUAGGAUAGAAGAAAUGAAAAUGGUUCUGCUACCAAGGACCAUUUUCCUUUUGUUAAUGUACAAUGUGAUGAUGCCAUGUAGAUCAGACCAAAGAGAUAGUAUUAGAACUUUUCAAGAAAUUAUUAAAGAGUCUAGAUUGACCAAAAUGGGAAACUUCCCCAUAACCUACCCGGAGCAAACCAGGUCCGGCCUGAGGACGCAACGACCCUUCUCCAGAUCGACACCCUUCCCGUGCGCCGCCGCGACGCGUCCUGGCGUCGGGCGGUCUCCGCAGCGUCCGACAAGCGUCCAUCGACUCAGGCCUGGGGACAUAGACGUCGUGGCGGCCCUUGGUGACUCGCUGGUGGCUGGUAAUGGAGCCUUGGAGGAGUACGCUCUGGGGACGAUGAUCGAGCAUCGGGGGGUAUCCUGGUGCGCGGGUGGUCAAGGCACAUGGAGGGAAUACCUCACCCUCCCAAACAUCCUGAAGGAGUUUAACCCCAACCUGACGGGGUAUUCGACGGGCACCGGGGAGUUUUUAUCGAAACAUGCUAAGCUGAAUGUCGCUUUCCCGGUUGCAGCAGAUGCUGACGCCCUGAGACAGGCGAAGAUCCUCCUGAAGAAAAUGAAGAACGAUAGAGGUAUCGACAUGAAGAGAGACUGGAAAAUGAUCACAAUUUUCUUUGGUGCGAACGACAUCUGCUCAGGCCAAUGCUUCGACAAGAUUGCCGCUUCUGCAGAGAAUCACGUGAGGAAAUUGGCCAGAGCGCUAGAUUUCUUGCAGAAGCAUUCCCCAAGAACCUUCAUAAAUUUGAUUCCUGUGCUAGAUGUCUCGGUCAGUUUGAGGAUAAAAAGAACGAUCACUUGUCGGCUUCUACACCGACUGUUUUGUGAAUGUUUUCAUCGCGGCGGGAACGAAAUGGACGUCAUCACCAGUUUGACCAAGGCGUACCAACAAGCAGAACAAGAACUAAUCCUCAGCGGGCGGUACGAUAACAAAGAGGACUUCACCGUGGUCCUGCAACCGUUCAUGAAGCUGUUCAAUGCACCCGAGGACCCCGUUCAUCGGCUCGACGAAGUCAUCGACAUCUCCUACAUCACUCACGACUGCUUCCAUUUCUCGCAGAAAGGCCAUGCCCUAGCUGCCAACAUGCUGUGGAACAACUUGCUACAACCUGUAGGAAAGAAGAGUUCCGUCAAGUUGCAGUAUGUGAUGCAAAGUUUUGAAUGUCCAAAGCCAGAAUCUCCUUUCCUUUUCACUAGCAGAAAUACAAAGGAGUUUCUACAAACUGGAUACAAGUGAACUGAUCCAUUCCAUCGACAUCCAACGACGAAAUAUGAAAGACCUGAAUACUCUUGUGAAAUCCAUUUUUGGGCUAAGAGAACAUUAGGAGUAUACAGAUACGUUAGCACUAAUAUUUGCGAACAAAUAUUUCAAAUUCUAGGGCAUUUCUCAAAUAUGAAGGUUUAAGUUGAAUUGAUACUACCUGAACUUCUCCGUUUCCAGAUUUAUGAAUAAAUUUUCAGAAGAUUAUGGAACUCAAUUCUGCUAAUUUAAUCAUACCAGAGCAUUCAGUAGUCAUCUAGUACA